CAAGUUAGACCAAGUUUUACCUAUAUAUAUACACUCUUCCUUACAUAUUUCUCUGCAUAACUCUUUUCUUCAACAAAUCUUGAUUUUAUUUCUUCAUCACAAAGUCUCCAAGCUAGUUCUUGAAUCAUGACCGCUCCUUACGAAUCAUCAUGGGCCGAUCAAUGGGACAACGGUCCUGAUCCCGUCUACGAUGAUCAGAACAAGAAAAACAGCAGCAGCAACAACAACACAAGCAAAUACAAGCAGAAGGUAGGAGAAGGGUUUGAAAAAACUAAAGCAGUGGCUUCAACUGGUGUGAAGAAGGUUAAAGAAGGGACUCUUACUGGUUUUCAUUGGAUUAAAGACAAAUAUACUCACAAAAAGAAUACCCAGAAACAUUAAUUCAUCUGCUAUAUUAAUGGUUUUAUCUUUUUAUUUUGUAGUUUGAUUGUUUUUUUUUCUUCUUUUUUAAUCAUGUUCUUGAUAUUCUUUUUGUACAAUAUUAUUAUAUGAUAGAUAUAUAGUUUUGUUUAUGUAUAGCUUUGAUACUGUUAUAAUAUGAUUGGAUUCUUGGA
Messenger RNA from Mercurialis annua (annual mercury), 554 nucleotides. RefSeq lists its product as uncharacterized. The record is from RefSeq and is a predicted model, not a curated record. NCBI's taxonomy places the organism in Eukaryota, Viridiplantae, Streptophyta, Magnoliopsida, Malpighiales, Euphorbiaceae. The transcript has a single exon. Bases 127 to 381 code for a protein of 84 amino acids.